This is a messenger RNA of Vollenhovia emeryi, 1134 nucleotides long. RefSeq names its product ubiquitin-like protein 4A. NCBI's taxonomy places the organism in Eukaryota, Metazoa, Arthropoda, Insecta, Hymenoptera, Formicidae. The record is from RefSeq and is a predicted model, not a curated record. Gene Ontology annotation, biological process: post-translational protein targeting to endoplasmic reticulum membrane. Gene Ontology annotation, molecular function: protein binding. The transcript is spliced from 3 exons. The coding region runs from base 435 to 890 and encodes 151 amino acids.
GGGGAAGAAAACGGUGUACACGCGCGGGUGAGAAUCACGGGCGACUCGGGGGAGAAACGAUCGCGGGAGUAUCAUGCGAGUGAGGCGUAUCGACGAUCGGAGGAAUUGUCACGAGGCAUCGCUGUCGCUGUCGAUAUCCGCACGGUCGGCCGCGCCAGUAUCGAUACCCGCGUCGCGCCGCUGCUCCUGAGGCAGGGCACGGAGAGACGGAGGUGGAAGGCGCAGUCGAUGACGCCGAUGACGCCGUGCCGCCGCGAGUCGCGCGUACGCAAAAUAUAACCUCUCUCCGGGCGCGUAGGAAGAUGCGCCAGCCCUCGUCGGCCCAACCGGAGUCACCGCUGUGCCGCGAAACCUGAUCCCGCCCCGGCUGACCGCGCCGCCCCCCGCCACGUCCAACGGUCCUCGUCCCCGCGAUCCGAGUCGGCCGCUCAACCAUGAAAGUGAUCGUGAAGAAGCUGCAGGGGAAAGAGUGCGUCGUUGACAUAUUACCGUCGGAGACAGUGCUGGAGUUGAAGCACAAAGUGAGCGAUCUCCUGGGCAUCGAUGUGCCGCAACAAAGAUUGUUGCUCACCGGCAAGACCUUGGCGGACGAGAAUCCGCUGAGCUUCUACCCAGGAAUCAAAGAUGGCAGUAAAUUAAAUCUCUUGGUGAUCAAGAAGGCGGAGGAGGGCUCCAGCGAGGCGAGAGCCUUGCCCCAACAGAAAACGGGCAUUCAUCUGCUGAGGGAGGAGGUCUCCCGAGUGCUCAGGCACUACUACACGGUGUCCGAGACCGAGUCCAUAGUCAACGAGCUGAUAAAGGACUUGAAAAACAAAGUGAAUAAUCUUAGUUACGAUGAUCUAGAGAGACUAGCCACUGCGUUACUCCAGGACCAAGAGAACGUAGCUUAAGGAUCGCUCCAAGUUAUUCAACAAUUUUCGCUUAUCGAUUGAUUAUUGUAAUACGAGUUUAUUUAACGAAUCUUAAGCAUUGCCUUAUAUUGUACCCACCCCCUCUAAUCAUUGGUACCGUGUAAUUUAAUGCGCGAUCGAUAAUGACUAAGACUCGAAAACUCAACGUAUUCUCUGCGCUUGAGAUCUAAGGUCAGGAUGUAAUCUUAUGUGGAGUUUAUUAAAAAAAUGUUGUAUGUAUACA